AUGCGAGGACGGAGAUUGGGAAUAUCCGUUUUCAUGGGGAACCACUUCUCGAUUCGUCAUGACUACCGCUUUGUGAGUUGUUCAAUUCAAAAGAAACUAAUGUAUUGUUUGUGUUAAGCCCCCUCGGUAGCCUGGAAUUCUUGCGAAUUUGGAUCGACGAUGCCGGUCUGGACCAUCGGGAAUCCUGGUAUUGCAAUCGGAUUGUGGUGAAGAUCUGCAGACACAGGAGAUCUACUACUUCCCGUUCUACAACUGGCUCGGGACUAAGAACGGGGACGGAGAAACGGAGAGACUGUCUCGUGUGGAUGACAAGAGAAGACUGCUGGAUGAGUCGAUGAGCAUGCAUAUGUUGGGACAGACCAUCUCCUGGUUCGGAAUGUUCACCGGUGGAGGCAAUCGGCUGAGGGACCGGGUCACUCGGAUGGACUAUGUUGUCAGUGUUAUCUUCGCCAUUUCCAUGGUGGCCGUCAUCAACGCGAUCGUGCUCAAGAACGACAACACGAUCAUCAAGUCGUCCGCCAGUUUCUCCGAGUUCACUUUUACUCUCAAGGACAUAAUUUUCGGAAUCGUUUAUGGUCUCGUCAUCACAAUCUUCGCCACUUUCCACGUUCUUCUCUGCUGCAAGUGUCGAUCACAAAGCGAAGAGUUCUAUAUGCGAAAACGAAGAAAUGAAGAGCCCGGAUUCAAGGAUCCGAGCGGAUCGUGGCCGUACAUCAUCGCCGGCAUUUCGAGAGCAGCACUCCCGUUCCCUAUUCUCAUGGCAUUGAUCUACAUCGCGGCCGAAGGAAUGAGUCUGAUGGACGACUUCGCCAACUCGUUCUACAUGAGAUUCCUCAUGAGUCUUUUGAUUUGGACGGUCGCGUUUGAGCCGUUGAAAGGAAUGAUUUGGGCGUUUAUUCUUCUGAAAAAGAGCAAAAGUCACAAGAUAACGAACAAAUUGGAAGAAGCUUUUUUGAAAGUGAAACCAGCUGAAACUUUUAUGAGUAAGGAACGGAGACUUGGAUGACUCAAAACUACUGUUUACAGGGAACCCGUACGGAAAGAUUGAGAAAGAGCUUGGAACGGAAAUAGCCGACGUCACGAAGCUGAGAGACACGGAGAACAGAAAGAUGAGGGACGAGCAGUUGUUCGUCACAAUCCGCGACAUGAUCUGUUUCUUCGCCUCCCUUUACAUCAUGGUCAUGCUCACUUAUUACUGCAAAGACAGACAAGCAUUCUACUAUCAGCAAGAGGUAAAUGCUCUUUUCUAGAGCUCUCCAAACGGUUUUUCGCUUCCAGAUAAGCACAAUCUUGAACAUCAGCCAAACAUCUUACGGUGACAGCUCGUUCAUGUCAAUUCGAACUUCCGACGAUUUCUGGAACUGGUCGCGAGAUUCAUUGGCAACGGGUGAGCCAAGCAUUUGCAUUUCAUUUUCACUCUCGACACGUACAUCUUCAGCACUACUCGCUUCUUGGUAUGACGGAAAUCCAGCGUAUGAUAUGAGAGCAUUCUUCAACGACAAAGUAUCCAGAAGCAUGGGAAUAGGGACGAUACGUCAAGUGAGAACGAAGAAAAGUGCCCAGUGUGGAAUCAUAAAGCAGUUCCAACCGUUCAUUGACGACUGCCAAGAGGAAUUGACCAGCGAGUGAGUACCCUUUUGACCUCCUAUCCUACAUGUCAUCUUUUCUUAAGAAAUGAGGAAACGACUUUGUACAUGCAAAGCGGAUGGAGCGCCCUUGAAAGUGAUAACGGAACGGAUGCCGCCGACGAGUACACGUACAAAACGGAGGACGAUUUGAAGACAGGCACUGUUUCUGGAUACCUGAGCAGUUACGGAGGGGGCGGUUACACCGUGAGUCUCUCGGGCACUGUCUCCAGUAUGCAGACGCUUUUCACCCAAUUGGAAGACGAACGAUGGAUCGACGAGUACACUCGGGCCGUCAUUAUCGAGUUCUCCGCUUAUAACGCCCAAGUCAACUACUUCUCAGUGGUCCAGCUGUUAGUGGAAAUUCCGAAAUCAGGAAUAUAUCUACCUAAUUCGUGGGUGGAGUCUGUCAGACUGAUAAAGUCGGAGGGAUCCGAUGGAGACGUGGUCAAGUACUACGAGAUGAUCUACAUUGUGUUCUCUGUUCUCAUUUUUACAAAGGAAAUACUCUACUACUUGUACGGACGGUACAAAGUCAUCUCGACCAUGAAAAAAACUAUGAAUCCGUUCAGAAUUGUGUACCGACUUAUCUUGGGGUGAGACUUUUAAUAUUUUCUAAUCCGACAAGUCCUUAUUCAGUCACUUCACUCCGUGGGACUUCAUGGAUUUGAUCGUCGGAGCACUGGCAAUAGCUUCCGUCAUCGCGUAUAUUCUUCGACAGACCUACACGAAUCAAGCGAUGGACGAGUUCAAUGCGAACAACGGAAACUCUUACAUCAACUUGACAAAGCAGAGGAACAUGGAACUGGCGUUCAAUUACUGUCUUGCUGGCGCCGUAUUCUUCACCGCCUGCAAAAUGAUCCGUAUUCUCAAGUUCAACAGAAGGAUCGGAGUGCUGGCCGCUACUCUGGACAGUGCUCUCGGAGCGAUCGUCGCUUUCGGAGUCGCGUUUGUUCUCUUCUGCAUGGCAUUCAACUCUGUUCUUUACGUCGUCCUUGGAAACAAGAUGGGAGGGUGAGAAUGAGUCAUUGAAUUCAUUUAGGUGUUAAGAUCUACGACCACCUCUGUGCCUUCAGAUAUCGUAGCUCGAUUGCUGCAUUUGAGACCUCGCUGGCCGGAAUGCUCGGAAAGCUGGACGUUACUUCCAUCCAACCCAUUUCUCAAUUUGGUAUCCAAUCUAACCAUGUCCGCCCGAUUGCAAAUUGUCUCAUUCAGCGUUCGUCUUCACAAUGAUCUAUAUGAUUGUCGGCUCGAAACUCGUGCUCCAACUGUACGUCACCAUCAUCAUGUACGAGUUUGAAGAGAUCCGAAACGACAGUGAGAAGCAGACGAAUGACUAUGAGAUCCUCGAUCACAUCAAGUACAAGGUAAAGAAAAGAAAAUGCUCAAAAUCGCUCACUUCCUGUUUCCAGACGAAACGACGUCUGGGACUUUUGGAGCCGAAGGACUUCAGCCCGGUCUCGAUCGCCGACACUCAGAAGGACUUUCGUCUUUUCCACAGCGCCGUCGCCAAAGUGAAUCUUCUUCAUCACAGAGCCACGAGGUUGCUCCAAACGCAAGGACAAUACAGGAACGACGCGGUCAUCAACUACACUCUGUUCUACGAUCCAGUUGCCGCAAUCGACAGAAAAGGACGGAAGAGGUUCGAAAAAUGGAGACUGAACGACGUGGAAAAAAGUGAAAUGUUUGCGAUAGAGAAUGAAAAUGAGAAUGAAGAGAUUUUGUGUUAA
This is a messenger RNA of Caenorhabditis sp. 36 PRJEB53466, 3355 nucleotides long. The record is from the annotation of a GenBank genome assembly. NCBI's taxonomy places the organism in Eukaryota, Metazoa, Nematoda, Chromadorea, Rhabditida, Rhabditidae.